GAAACGCCUUCUGUGAUUUUAUUCAGACAGAAUACGCAAAGCAAGGAAAGCACUUUCCACACGGAAAUAAUGAUUCAGACGAUUUCCACGGGAUUGAAUUUGAAGCCAAGAGAAGACACAUUCAAAGAAUACAUCACAUUGGUUGGAAUUGAUGUGACAUAUCUGUUAGUGAUCAUGUUGGCAGUCAUGAUUAUCAUAGGCAGCAUAGAGGCCCUUCAAACAUUUUUCUAUAACAAUAUCACAGUCACAUUGGGAAUUGUGUAAGUCAAUUGUCUCAGUUUGUCAUUGUCUCUUCUUAUGGAUAUCAAAGCUGGUGAUUAUUCUUCUGUUUGAUAAAUUCUGAUGCUUUUACAUUGAAAGUGUAUGCAUCAAAUCCACAAUAUUUUUUUUUCAUUUAGCGUAUUUGCUGCCGCUCUGCUUGUCUUCACGUUUGCGGUCAAGAAAAUUCAGGAAAACUUUUGGUAUUCUCAUAUUGCUUAUGGACUAAUCGUCCUACUCAUAUCCAUCGCAUACUGUUGUGUUUUUCAUGGAUUCAUUGCUCUCAAUAUUUUUAUAAUUUUGAAUGUGGCUCUAGCAAUAGCUGCUGCAGUCGUGUUAAUCGCUGUCAAUCUGAAACGCUUAGAUUUAACAGCGUUUACGGCAGUCGAAGCUGUGAGCGAACUGUGUCUCUGUUUCGGUGCAAUGUUUGGUUUAUUUCUUCUUGGAAACACAGUACGCUGCUGUGUGGGUAAUCCACAUAUAUUCUGUUUUGCAAUGACUCAAGCGUUCUUUUUCUGGAUUUUCAUUACUCUCUUAUUCUCAGCUAUUUACUUGUUGACAUUACCUCCAAAAACUAAUGCUGAUGAAAGCGAUCAAGAAAAACCUGAGUCUGAUUCCCAGGACACAAGUGGACAAGUAUACCACGUCAAGUAAAAAUUUCAAUUUUGGAAAUCCAUUCAGAAACGCUCAAUGUCAUACAAAAAUACAACAUUGCAUGAAUAUAUACUGGCACUUUUAUUGGAUGUCAC
Molecule: messenger RNA, 1007 nt
Organism: Trichobilharzia szidati
Lineage: Eukaryota; Metazoa; Platyhelminthes; Trematoda; Strigeidida; Schistosomatidae
Source: the annotation of a GenBank genome assembly